This is a messenger RNA of Carlito syrichta (Philippine tarsier), 936 nucleotides long. Its product is annotated as olfactory receptor 4D2. Gene Ontology annotation, cellular component: membrane. Gene Ontology annotation, biological process: G protein-coupled receptor signaling pathway. NCBI's taxonomy places the organism in Eukaryota, Metazoa, Chordata, Mammalia, Primates, Tarsiidae. Bases 1 to 936 code for a protein of 311 amino acids. The transcript has a single exon. Gene Ontology annotation, molecular function: G protein-coupled receptor activity; olfactory receptor activity. The record is from RefSeq and is a predicted model, not a curated record.
AUGGAAUCAAGGAACCUCACGUGGGUAUCAGAUUUUAUUUUUCUAGGGCUCUCACAAACUCAGGAGGUCCAGCUUUUCCUGUUUUUGGUGUUCCUGUUUGUUUACAUCACCACUGUGGUGGGAAACCUACUCAGGAUAGUUACAGUGACCUCUGACUCCCGGCUCCACACACCCAUGUACUUUCUGCUCCAAAACCUGGCUGUCAUAGACCUCUGUUUCUCUUCAGUCACUACCCCAAAGAUGCUGGUGGACUUCUUUCAUGAGACCAAGGCCAUCUCCUAUCAGGGCUGCAUGGCCCAGGUCUUCUUCUUCCACUUUCUGGGAGGUGCCUUGGUCUUCCUCCUCUCGGUGAUGGCCUAUGAUCGCCUCAUUGCCAUCUCCCGGCCCCUCCACUAUGUCACCAUCAUGAACACGCAACUGUGUGUGGGGCUGGUGGUGGCUUCCUGGGUAGGGGGCUUUGUUCACUCCGUUGUCCAGCUGGCUCUGAUGCUCCCACUGCCUUUCUGUGGCCCCAACAUCUUGGAUAAUUUCUACUGCGAUGUUCCCCAGAUGCUGAGACUUGCCUGCACUGACACCUCCCUCCUGGAGUUCCUCAUGAUCUCCAACAGUGGGAUGCUGGAUGUCAUUUGUUUCUCUCUGCUUCUGAUCUCCUACUUGGUCAUUCUGGUGAUGCUGAGAUCCCAUCCUGGGGAGGGGAGGAGGAAGGCAGCUUCCACUUGCACCACCCACGUCAUUGUGCUGUCUAUGAUCUUCAUUCCAAGCAUUUACCUCUAUGCCCGGCCCUUCACCCCAUUCCCCAUGGACAAGGCUGUGUCCAUCAGCCACACGGUCAUGACUCCCAUGCUCAACCCUGUGAUUUACACCCUGAGGAAUAAGGAGAUGCAAGCAGCAGUGAAGAGAUUAGGGAGGUGUUGGCUGGUUUGGAAAGCAGAGUAA